Strongylocentrotus purpuratus (purple sea urchin) is the source of this 1514-nucleotide messenger RNA. RefSeq names its product protein ARV1 (gene arv1). NCBI's taxonomy places the organism in Eukaryota, Metazoa, Echinodermata, Echinoidea, Camarodonta, Strongylocentrotidae. The record is from RefSeq and is a predicted model, not a curated record. Gene Ontology annotation, cellular component: Golgi apparatus; cortical endoplasmic reticulum. The coding region runs from base 58 to 792 and encodes 244 amino acids. Gene Ontology annotation, biological process: intracellular sterol transport; sterol metabolic process; sphingolipid metabolic process. The transcript has 6 exons.
UCAGCCCCCAUGUAGAUGUGAAUGAAGUAACUAAACGGUGACUUUUCACAGUGGAACAUGAUGAAUGAAGUAAUGCAGGGUGACACUUUUCGUUGCAUAGAAUGUGGAUUUUCUGCAAGAGAGCUUUACCAUGAUUACGGCAAUGGAAUAAUUAAAAUAUCUCACUGUGAAAAGUGUAAACAAGUGGUGGAUAAGUAUGUGGAGUUCGAUCCUGUCAUUGUUCUGUUAGAUGCUUUACUCUUCAAACCUCAGGCAUAUCGUCAUGUACUAUUCAACAAAGUCAUUACAUUUCACUGGCGUGUGUGCAUAGUGUGCCUUCUCUGUGAUGCCUAUAUGAAAUGGGCACACAAGUCUGCUGCCCCCACUGAGGGAGAGAGUAAGCCAUUCCUAACCUACGCCCUCCAGUGGGACUUUUAUGCCAUGUUUAUGAUCGCAGGAUUGGAGUUAUUAGCAUUCAUAGCUGGUGUGGUAGGCAUCUGUUUUCUACAUUCUGCCCUCUCAAACAGCCGGGAGCAUUGGAAAGCAAGAUCAUCUCGUCUAGUCAAAGCACUGUUGCUGUCCUCAGCGGGCAAGCUACUGGUCAUCCCUGUGGUUAUCUGGGGUGAGACACAUAUCUAUACCACCCUUCUACUGACCAGGCUCUUCAUGGCAGUGGCCAGUACUCAAGCCAUUACAGUGAUACUGGACUGCCCACACAUCACCAGCAUAUCACUAAUUGGGUGUGGGUUCAUCACAGAGGCCUUAGUGAGCUUACUAACGCCCUCUAUUGAGAGCAUCCUCUUUGUGAGCUGAGGGAUGGAUGCCAUGGAGACUUGGACCGUUUGAUCAUCCAAGCCCAAUGUGUUUCUCAAAUUUACAGAAGCGACAGGAUCGUACUCGCUAUCUUGAUGAUAGUGCUGUAGAAGUGUUUGAGAUGGAGCCUUGGUAUGGUGCGAGGUGUACUGCUUCAUCAUUUCCAAGUAGCAUGGAAACUGCAGAAGUGGGAAUGAGCAUAUGUACAAAGGACACCAGUGCAUAAAAGUUCCUGACCGUUAGUGUCCAUGUGACGUACGUAGCAUUGUAUUACCCAAAAGGCUAAUAAUGGCUGGUAUUUUUUCCAGUACAGUACUGUGAACAUUACUGGAGGAAAAGGUCUGCUCCACCAGCAGAACUUGAGUCGUGCAAACCUUGAACGGGAUGUUCUACUCGUCUCCAGAUACCACUCGAUCUCCCUUUGAAAUGCUUUCAUCUAUUGAAAUAUGAACAUACUAGCCCAUGAUACUUCCACUAGCAAACUCUGCAAUGAACUUCCCUGGAUUGUAUACAAAAGGGACUUUUUGUUCCAUUGAAACUAACACCCGAGAAAACGGCCGACUCAUAAUUCUGAAUGAAAGCAGCCUAGUUUGGUGCAAUAAUUCUACUGCAGAGUAUGCAACAUUAUAAGCAAGAACUACAACUGCACCAAAACAGUUUUUUAAAUUGGUUUUCUUCAUUUGAAACAAGAUGGUAUUAAAUGACUACAGUUACCUGAAGAA